Molecule: messenger RNA, 1281 nt
Organism: Salvia miltiorrhiza (redroot sage)
Lineage: Eukaryota; Viridiplantae; Streptophyta; Magnoliopsida; Lamiales; Lamiaceae
Product: geranylgeranyl pyrophosphate synthase, chloroplastic-like
Exons: 1
Coding region: 114-1154 (346 amino acids)
Biological process (GO): isoprenoid biosynthetic process
Molecular function (GO): prenyltransferase activity
Source: RefSeq, a predicted model, not a curated record
ACACACAAAAAAUAUACACAUGGAUUCACACACACACAAUCAAUGAAUAUAUCAAUUGAAUCAUUGAUAUAUAAGUCACACACAUUGCAGUGUGUCCACAACUCAAAUUAACCAUGGCAUUUGUAGCAACCAGCCCUAUCUCCCUAAAAACAAACUGCUUGAAGCUCAAACCCCUUGACACCCACCAACAGCCCCAAACCAGGAUUUCCUGCAACAAAACCACUCCCACAUCUUCAAUCGAAAUGCAACAAACCCUAAAAAUUUCCCCAAAUUUCAAAUUUGAAGAAUACAUGGCAAGCAAGGCAAAGAAGGUGAACACAGCCCUGGACGACGCCGUGCCUCUCCAAAACCCCUUGAAGAUCCACCAGGCCAUGCGCUACUCCCUCCUCGCCGGCGGCAAGCGCGUCCGCCCCGUGCUCUGCCUGGCCUCGUGCGAGCUCGUCGGGGGCGAGGAGGCGGCAGCCGUCCCCAUGGCCUGCGCUCUUGAGAUGAUCCACACGAUGUCUUUGAUCCACGACGACCUCCCCUGCAUGGACAACGACGACCUCCGCCGGGGCCGCCCCACGUGCCACAAGGAGUUCGGCGAGGAGACGGCCGUCCUGGCCGGCGACGCCCUCCUGGCCCUGGCCUUCGAGCAUGUGGCGGCCAAGACGCGGAAUGUGGAUGAGCGGAGGGUGGUCCAGGCCAUCGUGGAGCUGGGGUCGGCGGUGGGGUCGGAGGGGCUGGUGGCCGGCCAGAUUGUGGACUUGUCGAGCGAGGGGAAGCUGCUGAGUUUGGGGGAGUUGGAGUAUAUUCACGUGCAUAAGACGUCGAAGCUGCUGGAGGCGGCGGUGGUCUGCGGAGCCAUCAUGGGCGGCGGAGGAGGGGCGCAGGUGGAGGCCUUGAGGAAGUACGCCAGGUGUGUUGGGCUGCUGUUUCAGGUGGUGGAUGAUAUAUUGGACGUCACAAAGACGUCGGAGGAGCUGGGGAAGACGGCGGGGAAAGACUUGGUCACCGAUAAGGCCACUUAUCCAAGGCUGAUGGGACUCCGCAAGGCCAAGGACUUCGCCGCCGACCUCGCCGCCAUGGCCGUCCAAGAGCUCUCCUAUUUUGAUCCUUCCAGGGCCGCGCCGCUCUAUCACUUGGCUCAAUACAUUGCUUCCAGACAGAAUUGAUCUCUCUCCGGCCCGGGGAUUCUCAUAUUAUUGGUUGAUAUAAUCGAUAAAUCAUGUAACAACAAAACUUAUUGAUUCACAACUGUGUAUUCGGUAAAUUCAGCGUAUCUAGUUAUUUAGCAUGGCA